This is a messenger RNA of Trichoplax adhaerens, 1827 nucleotides long. RefSeq lists its product as uncharacterized. Bases 1 to 1827 code for a protein of 608 amino acids. Lineage: Eukaryota; Metazoa; Placozoa; Uniplacotomia; Trichoplacea; Trichoplacidae. Gene Ontology annotation, cellular component: cytoplasm. The transcript is spliced from 19 exons. The record is from RefSeq and is a predicted model, not a curated record.
AUGCUAGCCAAGAGCCUUCGAUUUCGUCGUCUAUGGCGUUUAGGCGAUAAUCUUAGUCAAUGGAACCCACCAGAGGUGCUAAGAAAUUAUUUUCCAGGCGGUUGGCUUCCAGGAUGUGAUAAAGAUGGCCAUCCGAUACGAAUCGAGCCAAUGGGAAAAGUUGACAUGCCCGGAAUUAUAAAAUCGUGCCAAUACAGUGAAUUAAUCAAGUUCCAUGCUGCUAUUUCUGAAAAAGCUGAGAAAGUAUAUACAUUCCUUUACACUUAUUAUCGAUUUGGAAGGUCUAGGCUUGGAUUUUCUGUGGAAGCCGGCGUGCAAGAACAAAAUUAUCCUGCACUUUUUAAUAAUAUUUUCAUUAUCAACCCUCCCAUGUUCUUUUCGCAAAUAUUCAGCAUUGUCAAGCCGUUUCUACAUAGUAGUGCUGAUAAAAUUAUUAUUUUAAAAGACGAUUACAGAGAAGAAUUGCGAAAAUAUAUUCCUGUCGAAAAUAUACCAGCAUGCUACGGUGGUAGCUUGGUAGAUGCUGAUGGCGACGAACACUGCCGUCAAUGGAUAACCUAUGGAAACCAAGUUCCGCAAAACUACUAUAUAAGCGAUGAUAGUGCCAUCAUCAGCGCUAUGAAGAGUAAACAUCCGCCAUUGAAUUUAAUUCUAGAUGAGUUCAAGGAAAGAAUCAAUGAUUUAAUGCUGCAAGAUAAUUACGAUAAUGAAACUUGUAUGAAAUGGCUGAAAUGUUACGAUUUUGAUUUAAUACAAGCUGAAGAAAUGUUUCGCAGGAAUGUAGAAUUUAAGCAAAUUUGGCGUCUAGAUGAUUCAAUUCUUCAUUGGAUACCUCCGCUGGUGUUACAAAAGUACUUUCCUGGAGGAUGGCUACCUGGAGUUGACAGAGAUGGUCAUCCAGUUAGAUUAGAACCACUUGGGAACAUUGAUUUUCGAGGAAUUAUGCAUUCGUGUACAUUUAGCGAUUUAUUACGCUUUCACGUAAAAGUUGCUGAAGAAAACAUUAAUAAAUGUAAAAAGCUAAGUUCAAAGGCGGGGAGAUCUAUUGAAGGAUAUACGCUAAUUGUCGAUCUAAAAGGACUUAAUCGAAGUUUCUUAUGGGGUCCAGGUAUCACCGUAUUUAAUGAGAUGCUUAGUUUGAUAGCCAAUAACUAUCCAUCUAGCCUGAAAGUAAUCUAUCUCAUCAGAAGUCCUCCAAUAUUUCCGGUCAUCUAUAACUUAUGUAAAUCAUUCUUAGGACGAGAUACCGCCAAAGUUAAAUUACUAGGAUCCGAUUACAAAGAAACCUUGCUCAAAGUUAUUAAUCCAAAUACAUUACCAAAAUAUUAUGGUGGAAAUUUAAAAGAUUCAGACAGUGAUGAGAAAUGCUCCGAGUGGAUUUGUUACGGCGGAGAGGUACCACACUCUUACUAUAUUAAUCAAAAUGCCAGUUUACAAGACGAUUUAAAUUGGCAAAAUGUAGUUAUUUCAGCUGGGCUCUCAUUUAAAGCUGAAUAUCCUGUUGAUGUCAAAGGUAGCAUCUUUCGGUGGAAAUUUCGAUGUAAAAAGCACGACAUAGGCUUUGGUGUAUAUUUUAAGAAAAAUCUGAAAAUUAACACCCUGCAAAAUAUGAAAAACCUCAUUCCUGUUGAACGACAUUCUUGCCGAGUUAUACCAGAAAGAGGUAGCUUAUAUUGUGAAGACGUCGGCAUUUAUGCGCUGGUUUUCGACAAUUCUUAUAGCUACUUUAAUUGGAAAGAUGUUAGCUAUCAAAUAGAAAUUAUAGAACCUAGAGUAACUGAAGAUAAUGAUAGUAAACUGACUUCCGAUAGUUAUACUCUCGGCUGA